CAUUUGGCUGAUUACUCACUGCUUUCACGUUUUUAGAAAAGGCAAAUAGAGGAGUUUACCCAGGUGAAGGGCAGAGCUGCAUUCUGGGUCAAAGCCAUUUGAAAAGCUGAUUCUUUUCUGCAGGUUUCUUGUUAUAUAUUAAGACCUGCCAUGCCAUCUUAUACAGUGACUGUUGCCACGGGGAACCAGUGGUUUGCAGGGACGGAUGAUUAUGUCUACAUCACUCUGGUGGGGACUGAGGGAUGCAGCGAGAGAACACUGCUGGAUAAACCCCUCUACAACGACUUUGAGAGGGGGGCGGUGGACUCAUAUGACCUGAAAGUUGAUGAGAACUUGGGUGAUAUCAUGCUGGUGAAGAUUGAGAAGAAGAAAUAUUGGAUGCUGGAUGACUGGUACUGCAGGUACAUCACUGUCAAGACCCCACUUGGAGAUUAUGUGGAGUUUCCCUGCUUCCGCUGGCUGGUGGAUGAUAAGGAAGUGGUUCUGCGGGAUGGACGAGCAUUUCUGCCAGAGGAUGAUAAAUCCAGCAUAGUAAAGCAGCACAGACAAAAAGAGCUGGAUCAGAGAAGAAAAACCUUCAGAUGGAAGGAGUGGCAGCCAGGCUUUCCUAUGAGCAUAGAUGCAAACAGACACAGGGACCUGCCCCGCGACAUCCAGUUUGACAGCGAGAAGGGAGCAGAUUUCAUAUUAAACUACAGUAAGGCAAUAGAGAACCUGUGUGUGAACAGUUUCAUGAACAUGUUCCAGUCAUCAUGGAGUGACUUUGGCGACUUUGAGAAAAUCUUUGUGAGAAUCAAAAACACCAUCUCAGAGUAUGUGAUGCAACACUGGAAAGAAGACUUCAUGUUUGGAUACCAGUUUUUGAAUGGUUGUAAUCCUGUGUUGAUCAGCAAAUGCACUAAACUGCCUGACAAGUUCCCUGUAACUAAUGAGAUGGUUUCAGUCAGCCUGGAGAGGGACCUGACCCUGGAGCAGGAAAUUAAGGCAGGCAAUUUAUUCAUAGCGGACUAUGAAAUGCUAGAGGGCAUAAAUGCGAAUACCACAGACCCAAACACGCAGCAGUACCUGGCAGCUCCAAUCUGUCUGCUUUACAGGAACGUGCGGAACAAGAUCAUGCCUAUAGCCAUACAGCUUGGCCAGGAUCCAGAUGAAAACCCAAUCUUCCUUCCCACUGACAGUCAGCAUGACUGGCUGCUGGCUAAGAUCUGGGUGCGAUCAGCUGACUUCCAGCACCAUCAGACCAUCACACACCUGCUGAGGACACAUCUGAUGACAGAGGUGUUUGGUAUCGCCAUGUACAGGCAGCUUCCGGCUGUUCACCCAGCAUUUAAGUUACUCAUCCCACACAUUCGCUUUACUAUCGCCAUCAAUACCAAGGCCAGAGAACAGCUCAUUUGUGAGUGUGGGAUUUUUGACAAGGCAAAUGCAACAGGCGGGGGUGGUCAUGUCCAGCUGAUCCAGAAAGCCAUGAAGACUCUGACCUACAGAUCUCUCUGCUUCCCCGAUAUGAUCAAGAGCCGUGGCAUGGACAGCACAGAGGAUCUGCCCACCUACUUCUACAGGGAUGAUGGCUACAAAGUGUGGGAAGCCACCAAGAGUUUUGUCUCUGAGGUGAUGGGUAUAUACUACACCAGUGAUGAAAGAGUGCAGAGAGACGAGGAAAUACAGGCCUUUGUCAAAGACGUAUGCAGCUUUGGUAUGCAGGACUUCGAUCACUGCGAGUUUCCAAAGUCUGUGAAGACACGGGAAGAGCUGAUAGAGUACCUGACUGUGGUUAUAUUCACUGCUUCUGCUCAGCAUGCAGCAGUGAACUUCGGACAGUAUGACUGGUGCUCCUGGAUCCCCAAUGCUCCAUCUACCAUGCGGAAACCACCUCCAAAGGAGAAAGGACAAGCAGAUGUGAAACUGAUCAUCGAAAGCCUCCCUGAUCGUGGUCGUUCCAGCUGGCACCUGGGGGCCGUGUGGGCCCUCAGCCAGUACCAGGAGAAUGAGCUGUAUCUGGGGAUGUAUCCAGAUGAACACUUUAUAGAGAAGCCAGUGAAGGCGGCCAUGGACAGGUUCAAGAAACAGCUGUCAGAGAUAACCAGCUCCAUCAAAAGGAGAAAUGAAGGAAAGAAGCUGCCAUACUACAACAUGUCUCCAGACAAAAUCCCAAACAGUGUUGCUGUUUGAGGAGUAAAACUCACCUCAUAUAUAUAAAAUCCAGCUCUAUUUUACGGCUGUCAUUUAAGAAUUGUAAGAAAUAGAGCUUUUGGUAAUCAUUCAAAAGAUAUUCUUGAUUAAGUUUUGUCUAGUUUGUGAACAUUUGAUUACAUAUCUAAGGUGAGAAAUAUACAUUUAAAAAUGGACGGUCUGCUUAAUGUUUCCCUUCUGAAUAUAAAGUUAGGCAUAUUUGUGAUGCUUGACACUGAUUGGCAUACAAAGAAUCGGCCAAGCACAAGGAUUCUGUUUUGAUUUAUUGCGGUUUAUAUUUUCAUUUUCAUCCGAGGAUAAAUUCAGAAUACACAUCUAACAGGACAUUUAAAAUAAGACUUUUAGAUGCUGAAGAUCUUGAUCAGAAUUUCAAAGCAAUAAGCUUUGAUUGAAAGUGCCGUCAUGAUACAACUAAUCUCAGUGUUCCAGAGUGCAAAAUAAGAGCUCCAACUUUUUACUUUGUAAAUAAUACUAAUAAUUUAACUAUGUUUCCAAUGUAACUCACGGUUUUGGGAUUGUUAAUUUCUUUUUUUUUUUCUGCUUUGUAGUCCUACCUAAAGAAAAAAAAAAAGUCUAAUAGCAUUGGGUGUAUGUGCUAUGGAGAGAAAACUAUUGGUUGUAUGUUUAUUUUAAUAAUCCAGUUUUGUAUAAUGGAUUUCUGCCUCCUUUUUUCUAGAGAAAAAUUCAGUUUUUUUUUUUUUUUUUUACAUGUGCGUCUUUGCUCUGUAUAAAUGUCAGAAUAAUAUUGUUGUAAAGCCAGUGAUGUUAGUUAUCUAGAAUGUAAGACAUUCAGGGAUUUCAAAUGUAGGGAUUGGUGGGAUUUAUGUUGUUCCGAUUCAUAUUUCUCUGAAACUUUAAAUGAUUUGGGUUUGUGUCUCUUCUAAAGCAUUUUAAUUACAUUUUUUCUU
Cyprinodon variegatus (sheepshead minnow) is the source of this 3101-nucleotide messenger RNA. It is a transcript of the gene alox5a, whose product is annotated as arachidonate 5-lipoxygenase. Gene Ontology annotation, molecular function: protein binding; iron ion binding; arachidonate 5-lipoxygenase activity. The record is from RefSeq and is a predicted model, not a curated record. Gene Ontology annotation, cellular component: nuclear envelope. The transcript has 14 exons. Bases 151 to 2172 code for a protein of 673 amino acids. Lineage: Eukaryota; Metazoa; Chordata; Actinopteri; Cyprinodontiformes; Cyprinodontidae. Gene Ontology annotation, biological process: linoleic acid metabolic process; lipid oxidation.